AUGUCUCACUUUCUUAUUUUACUUGUCUGCUUUAUUCUAUUUCGUGAUUCGUUGAAUACUGUUCAAAUUCUUGGUCUUUUUCCUGAAUAUCAUCAUGCACCUUCUCAGUAUUCGGAUGCAGAUCAAAGUUCCCAUUGGACAACUCAAUCUAUGGAAAUGUUUCGCGCAGCUAUUACUCUUGCCGAUCGCUACAAGAUCUAUGUGGGUGGUAAUCCUAUCAAUUAUACUAUUCUUCAGACAAAUAGUAAUGGAUUUGCCGAACUUGAACUCGUCUGUCGAUCAAUUACUAAUACAACAGUACCCGAUAUUCUAGGUGUUGUCGGACCAACAACUUCAACUAAUGCACGUUAUAUUGGUCCAUUUGUGGCACGUAUAGGUUUACCACUUGUUUCUUACACAGCAACUCAUGCUGCUCUUGACGAUAAAUCUAACUAUCCAACAUUUUAUCGUACUAUUCCUUCGGAUAUUCUUCUAGCUGAAGCUAUUGUGAAAUUGUUCAAAUAUUUUUCGUGGGAAACUUGUUCAAUGAUUAUUGGAAAUGAUGAUUAUGGUUAUGGUGGAUUGAAGCUAAUAUCAGAAGUUUAUUAUGCAAAUUUGUCAAUUAAAGAACGAUUAAUAUUUGAUCCACAAAGUGAUAAAUAUCAAGCUGAUUUAAAGCAAACAUUAGAAAAAAGUCAAUCUCGUAUUGUACUAGUCUGGGCUAAUCAUAGUUCAUGUACAAAAAUUAUUCAACAUGCACUUCAUGCAGGACUUCUUAGAAGAAACUAUGUAUGGAUAACAACAAAUAAGAUUGAUUUCAAUAUGUUCGAACAAAAUGAGUGGUUUAAUUUAAGUGGUAUUCUUACUGUAGUACCUUUCAUAGGUAAUAGUAGUGCCUUUGGUGUUAACGAAACAUUACAAAAAGAAGCUUUCGAUGUUUGGCGUAAUUUAUCACAUAAUAAAAACAGUGUUCCAAAACUUGCAUCUGCUGUCAGUCAAGAAGCAAUGUAUACAUUUGAUGCUGUUUGGGCUUUAAUUCAAGCAUUAAACAAAUCAGUGCUUCACAAUAAACCACCGUCGAUGAAUAAAUCAUUGGCUUGUUUUGAUAAUUUCUUACAAAAUCAUGAUGAGUAUCUUAACCAUCUAAAAAUGACUCGUUUUUACGGCGUGUCAGGAAAUGUUCAAUUUUCUAAAGCUAAUUCAGAUGAUUGUACUCAUGGUGUCAUGUAUGGACUCUACAAUAUACAACCGAUGAAGUUGAAAAACAGUGAAGAAACACAAAAACCAACCUAUAUAAAAGUAUUGACAUGGUAUGAAACAACUAGUCAACAUUUGCAAAUUCUCGUCAUUGAAGCACAUCCAUUCGUUAUAGUACACAAUUCUUCGACUGAUAAUCAAUCCUCAAACUAUGAUACAAACUUAGAACAAGUCAGUUCUCGUUUUGAUCCUAUGAAAACUAACGAUCCAAAAAUUUUUAUUUAUGGAUUUGUUGCUGAUUUCAUUCGUGAACUCGAGAGGCAUAUGCAUUUUACUUACACAAUUCAUGUAGCUGAUCCAACAACGGCCUAUCAUUCUCUUAUUACAUUAGUAGCAGGAGAUAAUCGUCAAUAUGAUAUGAUUUUAUCUAAUAUUGCAAUGACUUCAGAUCGUAUGCUUAAAGUUGACUUUUCAACACCUUUUUACGAUAAUACUUUUCGAAUUAUUACUCGAUUAAAUCCAUAUUCAUCACCACUUAGUCUUUUCUCAUGUUUUAAUCCAUUUACUUGGGAUGUAUGGGUAGCAAUAUUUGUAGUUAUAAUUUAUUCAAGUAUUAUUAUUUAUAUUUUUGAAUAUCAAAAUGGAAACAUUGAAAAUAGUCAACCUGAAUUAAAGGCUAUUUGUACUGGUAUAUUUCAUGGAUUAAUUAGUAUUUUAAUCAUGAAUGGUGAUAUACGUUUAACAACGACUUCAAGUCGAUUAACAAUUUUAGGUUUAUAUGCAUUAGGUGUUAUUCUUAUUGCAACAUAUACAGCUAAUCUUUCAUCUUUUCUUACGUUACAUCGUGGUAAACCAUUUAUUUCUGGUAUUGAUGAUAUCAAAAAUGGUCUUUUACCUUUUUCACGUAUUGGUAUUGUUAGCAAUACGUCUGUAUCCGAUUAUUAUAUACGAAAUAUUUCUACUAAAUACUAUUCCCUUACAACAGUUGCAGAUACGUACCCGCGAUUACUUGAUUAUACAAUUGAUGCAUCUAUAUGUGAUUCAUCUGUACUUGAAUAUGCUGUCAACAAUUAUUAUUGUGAUGAAUUAACUUUAACUGGUGUUAGUUUUGUUAAAUCACCAUUUGCUAUUGCGUUACCUAAAGAUUGGCUAUACAAGACAGAUUUAGAUCGCAAUAUAUUAGCAUUACGUGAAUCAGGAAAAUUAGAAUCAUUAGAAAAUACGUGGAUAAAUCAUCGAGCAUGUUCAUUGUCGUCAUCAUCAUCAUCAUCAUCAAGCAGUUUGGAUCAAGUUAAUGAUCAAAACAGUGGAACGUUUUCACUCAAUGUCUUAGGUGGACUCUUUCUUACAUUUUUUAUAAUAACUGCGAUUGCUUUUGGCUUUCAUUUAUGGAAUUGUCGAGUAGUUAUCAUCAACACAUUUCAUCAGACAAUGAAACGAAUAAAACUACCGAUAAGACUAAUGCCAAUAAGAUGUUAA
Messenger RNA from Rotaria sordida, 2655 nucleotides. NCBI's taxonomy places the organism in Eukaryota, Metazoa, Rotifera, Eurotatoria, Philodinida, Philodinidae. The record is from the annotation of a GenBank genome assembly.